Eimeria tenella is the source of this 756-nucleotide messenger RNA. RefSeq lists its product as uncharacterized. NCBI's taxonomy places the organism in Eukaryota, Apicomplexa, Conoidasida, Eucoccidiorida, Eimeriidae. The transcript is spliced from 2 exons. The record is from RefSeq and is a predicted model, not a curated record. Bases 1 to 756 code for a protein of 251 amino acids.
AUGGAGGAAGGCUCUUUAGCAGCAAAAGGGGCUUUGCGGCUGCUGGGGGCUUCUGGGGUGUACGUACACCCGGCGGCCCAAGUGAAGCUGGACAGCAACGAAGAAGCAGCAGCAGCAGGAGGAUUAGUUUGGUCAUUUUAUUUUCCUGCUGCUGCUUUGGGGGCCCUAGGAGAAGCAGCAACGCUGCAGAUCGACAUGAAGGCAGCAAACGGGGCCCCCUUCUCUUUCGAGUGGCUCGGCCGCCAGCAGCAGCAGCAGCAGCAGCAGCAGCAGCAGCAGCUGCAGCAGCAGCAGCUGCUGCUGCUGUUUGAAGGGGAUGCUGCUCAGGGUCAGAGACCCACACCCUGGAAAGGGGGGCCCCUGCCCCCACCGCUGCCACUCACGCAGCAGCAGCUGCUGCUGCAGCAGCAGCAGCAGCAGCACCUGCAGCAGCAACAGCAGCUGCAGCAAAUCGACACCGUGGGAUUCGUUAAACCAGAAAGGGAUGCUGUAAUUGAUCCUUAUAGGGCGCAACCGGAGCCAGGUUCUGUGCGGCCUCUGCCACAUCCAAGUGUGCAGCAGCAGGAGGAAGAGGAGGAGGAGCAGCAGCAGCAGCAGCUGCAGCCCCACAACCACUUCUCCGAAUACCCGCAGCAGCAGCAGCAGCAGCAGCAGCAGGAGCUGCCGCUGCAUGCACUGGAGCACGAUGUUGCUGUUGAAUGUCCUGAAGGAGAAACUUGGAAUGAAGAAGAGGAAAUGUGCAUGCAGCAAAAGUAA